Xyrichtys novacula (pearly razorfish) is the source of this 4740-nucleotide messenger RNA. Lineage: Eukaryota; Metazoa; Chordata; Actinopteri; Labriformes; Labridae. The record is from the annotation of a GenBank genome assembly.
AUGCGUCACCAUGUUUUGAGUUUCAGCGCGUUAGAGAAACACGGAAGUGAAGUGUGUUCAUAUUAACAGGUUUAACGAUGGAAAUUAAUGUUAAUGUCAGUUUAAUGAUCACGUAUGAGGACGAAUCAGUGGAUGUUCGUUACAGUAACGGAGCUCAGUUACAGCUGUCACCGUGUGGAAGUGAAUUCAUGCUGGUUAAACCCAGAGACCCCUCCAGACAUCCUCUACAGCCCCCCGAGAGGGUCCGAGGGAGGACGAGGUUCACUAUCAGCGACUAUAAGGUACACUGAGAGGAAUAAAACACUAAUAAAACACUCAUUUAACUGUGUCAUUGUUUAUAAAUGACACUGAGGAGAAUAAAACACUAAUUUAACUCUGUCAGCGACUAUAAGGUGCUCUGGGAAAAAUAAAACACUCAUUUAACUGUCAGUUUUUUCUACCUAAGUAUAAUAAUGUCAAAGUGAAGACUCUGCUGAGGAGGAUAGAGGACGCUGAAGUUAUUAUUUUACUCACAGUUACUUAUUCAGCUGUGAAUUAAAGCUCCUGUAAGGAUUUUUCAUUGUUAUAAAACAGACUGAAAUUAACAGUGAAACAUCUCUAUGAUGCUCAAACGCAAAUAAAACCAUUAACAACUAGAUUGACUAUUUUUGUGUAGUAAUUUUUAACGCCUGUUGUUGCUGUGAGGGGGGAGGUAUGUAUAUAUCCACAAUGAGAGAUAAACUUGAUUGUAAAAAGGCAAUAAGAGGAGAUUAAGUAGAUUAACACGACACUUACAAGGACAGGACAAAGUCUACAAUAAUGAGCAGGGCUACCACUUAAAGGGAUAUUCUGGCGUAAAAUUAAAUUAGGGUCAAACCCACCGUAACACCGAGUUAGACCCCCCCUCCAGAGAUGAAUGUUGCCGACCGCUUGCUUCUCUAGUUAUACCAACUUUAGUAACGACCGCAGGAUAGAAAUACACAGCGGUCUGAGGAGCCAUAAACCUCAACCAAAACGCCACUCUAUAGCCACAAAUAAUGCUCAGAACAGCACCUAACUUCAUCAACAGGACAUAUAGGGUCACAGACAUAGUACUAGACACCAAACAUCUUUUUAACUUUGACUCAUUUCUUUAACAAAGAGACUAAACACAACUCACCUACUCUCUUCCAGCAGCCGCUUGUUUGUAGUGAGACCUCAGGCCAGUCCAUUAUGGACUACAGCGGGGUGCCGCAGCUCAAGGAAGAACAUUUAUGAUCAUUUCUUUAUCAUUUCCUUGAAGUAAUAAUCACCAUAUUAAUCAUUUUGCACUGCAGACGCGGUAGUUCUUCUGUCUUAGCGUCUCGGUCUGAUUGUAUUUCUGAUUUGUAUUUCUCCGACUUUAUAAUACAGUAGGGAGAUGUUCUGAGUAUUGUGGGUCUUAAUCAGAACCCAAACAGACCUGUCAGGUCUGGACUUAGUUAUUGUAGAGAACCUACAGACAUCUUGAAAACACAGUUCCAGAUUUGUAAAGUCUUUGUUCCUCAGUCAUGGACACGUGGUCUGCCCCCCUGUGGUCACCAGAGUGAAAUACAAUCAUCAGAUUUCAAUAAAGAUGGGGGCAAAGUCAACUUUAAUCUCAAACCCAGUCUUGGUUUUAAGACGUUAAGUUAGUAUAUCAGGGAUCAUUGAUUGUGCAGGUGGUAGAGACUGGGCUAAUGUUAGUAAAUAACGUGUAAUUUAACCUCCCAAAUAUAUGCAGUGGAGCUAAGAGCAACAGUUUACAUAAAGAAAUACACAGUGCCCUAAAGUUGUAGUCAUACUUCAGGUGUAAAUAAACACUUUCAUCACUUCUGUUUCAUUUCUAUGUCACUCCUCAGGAGCUGUUGUUGGCUGCAUUAACAUUUAGAAACACAUAUGCAAGCCGACCAUAUCUGCCAGAGGAGCUCGUCCCUCCUGAACACAGACAGGUAAGAAGAUCGGUUUUUUUUGGCUCACAGGUUAAACCUUGUGUUGUAUCUCCAUCUUUGUGUGUUUCUCUCUCGCAGCCUUUUUUCAGCGUCGACUCAGCCGUACGGUGGCCUGAGAGGUCGUCCUGCGUCGCUGAGCCCGGUGCCAGAGGAGCGAUCAUCGUUAAGUCUGAGGAGGGACGAGCCGUGUUGAUCCUGUCCCCCUCAGGUAAAGAAUUCUCUGUCCAGUUCACCUGCAACCUCAGUCAGAAUAAAAACCAGCUCUGCAGCUCUGAAAGCAGCCCAGGCCGUGAAGCAGGUGAUCUGAUCCAUCUGAGCAGCAACGAUGAGACCAAAGACGUGGAUCACAGCAGAGGAAGCAGGAGAGAUGAGCCAAUCAGAUCAAGGUCUCUCUCACCCGGGACUACAAGCACAGCUCAGUCAAAGGUAAUGCUCCUUAAUGAUACUUCUCUACCUGAAUCCAAACUUUGACUGAAUAAUUUACUCUCCUCCACAGCCAGAGGAGAUGUUUCAGUCCACUACAGUCAUCCAACAUCACUCCACCUCUGAGCCCGACCCUGUUUGGUUUUACCCUCUCUCCUUGGCUCGUCUCUCUACACCUGGAGAAGACGGAGCAGACGGGGAAAGAGGGAGCAAUCUCCUCCAAAAAUCUGAUGCUUCAAACAUUCAGAGAAGCUCCCAGCUUCCUCAGGCGCUGCCUCUCACAUGUUCUGCGCCUCACUGGCACAGGUGAGGAUUAUUCAUAAAACACAUCAGACGUGUUGAACACUGUUCAGCCAUGCUCACUGACUGAUUUCAGCUCCUUUAUGUAUGUUUUAAAGGUGGAAGAUCAAAGAUCCACUCGCUGGAAAAGAUCACUUAGAUCAAGAUCUUCCCACAGAGCUGGUAAAGGUGAUGUGGUGUCAGGGAGUCACAUACAGGUAGGUGUGCAGGCACUGAGGGUUUCAACACUAAUAACACUUACACUGCAGGAUGAAAGGCUUAGUGCUGGAUGUACGAUGAAGUCCUUCACGUCUACAUUUGGACUAACUUCAUAAAUCACUUUGUUGUAACUGUGUUCACCUGAAUGCUCCUCCUGCAGGAUCCUGAGCGGGGCCGUCUCAGUCGUCGAGGUUUCUCCUGGCGAUGGAUCAGUCAUGUGCUCGAACGGCGUUCUCAGCUCUUAUUUCACUCAUCACAAACCGGAUCCUCAGUCAGGGCAGGUACGCUGUAGAACAUCCUGAAAUAAUUGAGGCGCUCUGCAUCUUCCACUGAAGCCCACUGAAGUGAACAUGUCCCACAGGUGAAAGAGAUAACCUACCAUCUGGACAACCUUCCACCUGACGCACCAGGACAGCUGUACUCUGUCCGCUCUGUGGUGAGCCGUGCGAGCAGGUCGGUCACCACCUCCUCAGGGUCGAUCUAACAGUUUAAUCUCGUCACUCUUGACCAUCGUGUUUCUGUUUCACAGGAUCCUGACCUGCUACAACGAGGUCAAAGAGUCAAGUAAACUUCCUGUAACACCCAGCUGCCUGCACCAUGAGAAAGUAGCUCUCAUUGAUUUGGUAUCAGAGUCUGAUCUCUGCGUUAUUCACACAGGAUUGAAGCCCCUGAACUGAUCAUGACUCUGAUUUCAGGGUGGAUGUUUUUCUGAAGCUGCGAUGAUUGAAGGAAAUCCUGUGUCUGCUGAGCAGCGUGUGGAUGUCACACGUUCGUUUGAAAGCCGGUCAGUUGAAUUUAUUCCUAGUUUUUAUUUCACAGACAGUUAAAUACUUCAUUUAAAGGCCUGUGUGUGAUUUCCUGUUUUUAAACUCAGGUCCGAUCUUGUAGCUGCAGAGCUGGAGAAGAUCAGACGCUUCAACUGUAUCCUUAAACUCUGAGAUGGUCACAUCGAGGGGGUUGCUGGGAAUAUAAUCUAAUAUGAUGUGGGUUGGUUGUCAUAGUUACAUGGAUGAUAUUGAGCAUGCUCUUUAACUUGUUUGUACCCAGUUCUGCUGGAGAACAGCUCCCUGCUAAGACAUGAGAAAAAACCCAGAGCAGAGGGGUUCAGCUCUGCAGAGGAUGUGACUCAUGAGUCAGUGAGUGAAAACUGCAUCGCUGAAGCUCUAGAGAGGACGUCUAAAGCCAUACAGGACAUCGACGCUCUCAUAUCUGCAGCCACAUAUACUUGAAAGGAGGAGAGAGUUUAAAACAACAAAAUCAUGAAGUAAAGACUGAACUACUGAGAUAAAAAAACAUGAAACUGUUGAACUUUUGUAAAGUGAAGUCCUCCAGUUCGAGAGUUUUUUAGGUGUCUGCGUGACUUCACUGCCGCCUUCCUGUCAGGAUUAAAGAUAAGAGCUUUGGUAACACCUGAACAUUUCCUCCCAACACUCGUGAUAUUCUGCGGUUCAGAUGUUAAAGAUGUGGCUUAUAAAAAAGUUUCACUCUCUUCAGGUUUGGAGCUUCAUGCUCAUCUUUACUCAAAGACGCCAAACCAGAGAGCUGGGUGUCAGCGUGGUCCUGAAAGGUUUAAAAAUCCAUGUUUAAAGUUAAUUAACUCAGUGACAAACUGAUCGUUAGAAAAAUCGAACAAGGCUUCGGUUUUCCCCGAUCAAGUUUCAAAAAUAACAGCCUCAGUUUAAAGUUCACUCACAAGUACAAGAACUUUUUUUCCUCCACGGAUAACAGAAGAGAAAAACUUUAGUAUUCUCCUAAAAAGUUAACUGUCAAGUUAUUUUUCUGUUUUUAUUUAUUCUCUAAUUCUGUCAGUUUCCAAUGAUUUUGCUCAAUAUAAAUAAAUGUAUUUUUUUUUAAUUAAUUUUGUGUAAAUAAACUUAUAAAUACAUCUGCA